CAACAGGGCUCACAUUCUCUAUCAACCAAAACUUUUCUUCUACUUCUCUCUCUCUAUCUAUAUCUCUAUAUUGUUGAGCUACAAGUGAAAGUACUUGUACUUGCUAUAGUGAUCACCAAGUUAUAGCAUCUAAAAAUGUUGUCUAGCAAAGUUAUUGGCGACUCACAUGGACAAGACUCAUCCUACUUCCUUGGAUGGCAAGAAUACGAGAAGAAUCCUUUCCACGAAACCUUUAACCCUAGUGGGAUUGUUCAAAUGGGUCUUGCUGAAAACCAGCUUUCUUUUGACCUAAUAGAGACGUGGCUUGAAGAGCAUCCAGAAGUCUUGGGUUUGAAGAAAAAUGAAGAGUCGGUGUUUAGACAAUUAGCUCUGUUCCAAGAUUACCAUGGCUUGCCAGCUUUCAAGGAUGCCAUGGCGAAAUUCAUGGGGAAGAUCAGAGAGAACAAAGUGAUAUUCGAUACGAACAAGAUGGUGCUCACAGCUGGCUCAACCUCGGCUAACGAGAGUCUAAUGUUCUGUCUUGCUAAUCCAGGAGAUGCAUUUCUUAUCCCUGCACCUUAUUAUCCAGGGUUUGAUAGAGAUCUCAAAUGGAGAACAGGAGUAGAGAUUGUUCCUAUCCAUUGUGUAAGCUCAAAUGGGUACAAGAUAACGGAGGAUGCAUUAGAAGAUGCUUACAAACGAGCUCGCGAACUUAACCUAAACGUUAAAGGAGUUCUCAUAACAAACCCUUCAAACCCUCUUGGAACCUCUACCACCCGUGAAGAGCUUGAUCUUCUUCUGACCUUCACAUCCACCAAGAAAAUCCAUAUGGUAAGCGAUGAGAUCUACUCGGGAACGGUUUUCGACUCUCCUGAGUUCACCAGCGUUCUAGAAGUGGCUAAGGACAAGAACAUGGAUUUGGAUGAGAAAAUCCAUGUUGUUUACAGUUUGUCCAAAGAUCUAGGCCUCCCUGGAUUUCGUGUAGGUUUGAUUUACUCAAACAAUGAGAAAGUGGUGUCAGCCGCGACGAAAAUGUCCAGUUUUGGACUCAUUUCUUCCCAAACUCAACAUCUGCUAGCCAAUUUGUUGUCUGACGAAAGAUUCACGACCAACUACUUGGAAGAGAACAAGAAGAGGCUGAGAGAGAGAAAAGACAGGCUUGUCUUGGGUCUAAAGGAAGCGGGGAUCGGUUGCUUGAAGAGCAAUGCAGGUUUGUUCUGUUGGGUUGACUUAAGACACCUCUUGAGUUCCAACACUUUUGAGGCCGAGCACUCUUUAUGGACAAAGAUUGUGUGUGAAGUUGGUCUUAACAUCUCUCCAGGCUCAUCGUGUCAUUGCGAUGAACCUGGUUGGUUUAGAGUUUGUUUCGCGAAUAUGUCCGACCAAACGAUGGAGGUCGCUAUGGACCGUGUUAAAGGUUUCGUAGAGAACAAUACUCGUGGUAAGCAAAAGAGAACCAUGUGGGAUACAAGAAGAAGAUCUCUUAUCAACAAAUGGGUCUCCAAGCUUUCCUCUGUUACCUGUGAAUCAGAACGUUGAUCGAUUUUUCGAAGAAUAUCUCGUUGAUUGCUUUUUCAUAUUAUUAUUGUUUUUUUCAUAUGGUUUUUCACUCCAGAUUUGGCGCAAGCCAUUCUGGAGUUUAGCUCUACAAAAUAAAGGAAAUAAGUACUG
This is a messenger RNA of Arabidopsis arenosa, 1650 nucleotides long. Lineage: Eukaryota; Viridiplantae; Streptophyta; Magnoliopsida; Brassicales; Brassicaceae. The record is from the annotation of a GenBank genome assembly.